AACAGCUGCAUCAGACAUCGACGGUCUAUCCACGCUUUUGUAAAGCUCAUUUUGAAUAUAAAAAAAAAAAAAAAAAAAAAAAGAAAACAGCAAAUAAAUUGAAAAAAUGACUGACUGGGUUAAAAUUGCUGAAGACCAAGAGAUACCGAAAUUCAAAAUUGAUUUAAAUGCAGAUGAACCGGCUCCGACAACAACGGCUAGCAAAGACAAUGAACCCGAUGUUGCGGACCCAGCGGAAACGAGUCUACUUAUAAAAAUAUUGGGCAAGGGAUUAGUUAACACCAAGCAGUCGUUGGAUAUUCAACAAAAGAAUCCAAAUUCACCAUUGCAUUCAGUGAAAACAUUUGAGGCACUACAUCUUAAGCCCGAACUACUGAAGGGUAUUUACGCCAUGGGCUUCAAUACUCCAUCAAAAAUUCAAGAAACUGCAUUGCCAACUCUGCUUGCUGAUCCACCACAAAAUAUGAUAGCACAAAGCCAAUCGGGUACAGGAAAAACCGCAGCAUUCGUCUUGGCAAUGUUGAGUCGUGUAAAUGUUGCCCUGGACCAUCCUCAAGUUCUAUGCCUAUCGCCGACAUACGAGCUUGCAAUUCAAACUGGAGAAGUCGCCGCACGCAUGGGUCAAUUUUGUCCGGAAAUUAAACUAAGAUUUGCAGUUCGUGGAGAAGAAGUUGAUCGCAACUCAAAGAUUACGGAACAUAUUUUGAUUGGAACGCCUGGUAAAAUGCUAGACUGGGGUCUCAAGAUGCGUCUGUUUGAUAUGAAAAAGAUACGAGUAUUCGUAUUGGAUGAAGCAGAUGUUAUGAUUGCUACACAAGGACAUCACGAUCAAUGCAUUCGAAUCCAUAAAAUGCUCAGCUCACAAUGCCAGAUGUUGUUCUUCUCGGCAACCUACGACAAGGAGGUAAUGGACUUUGCACGCUUGAUUGUGCCGGAGCCAACUAUAAUUCGAUUGAUGCGCGAAGAAGAAUCUCUGGACAAUAUUAAGCAAUAUUAUGUAAAUUGCAAAAACGAGGAAGGCAAAUACAAUGCCAUCCAGAACAUCUAUGGCUGCAUCAGCAUUGGCCAAGCUAUUAUAUUUUGUCACACACGCAAAACAGCCGCUUGGCUGGCAUCUAAAAUGACAACCGACGGACAUUCAGUUGCUGUUCUCUCUGGCGACUUGACCGUGGAGCAAAGACUGGCCGUUUUGGACCGGUUCAGGUCUGGACAGGAGAAGGUUCUCAUUACCACGAAUGUUCUCUCACGCGGCAUUGACAUUGAACAGGUGACAAUCGUUGUUAACUUCGAUUUGCCUGUGGAUCUACGCGGUAACGCCGACUGUGAAACCUAUUUGCAUCGUAUCGGUCGUACUGGACGAUUCGGCAAGUCGGGUAUUGCUAUAAAUCUGAUCGAUGGGGAAAAAAGCAUGUCCGUUUGCCGUGCUAUCGAGAAACACUUUCAGAAAGAUAUCAUUUACUUGAACACCGAUAAUGCUGAUGAUAUUGAAAAGAUUGGUAAUUAAUUCAUUGCAAUCAUUCCUCUCAUUUAGCAUUAAGCCAGCAAGUAUGUGAAAUUUCGUUCGAAAUAAAAACAUUUUUGAAAUUAA
Molecule: messenger RNA, 1588 nt
Organism: Drosophila mojavensis
Lineage: Eukaryota; Metazoa; Arthropoda; Insecta; Diptera; Drosophilidae
Gene: Dbp80
Product: DEAD-box helicase Dbp80
Exons: 2
Coding region: 107-1504 (465 amino acids)
Biological process (GO): poly(A)+ mRNA export from nucleus
Cellular component (GO): cytoplasmic stress granule; nucleus
Molecular function (GO): ATP binding; RNA binding; RNA helicase activity
Source: RefSeq, a predicted model, not a curated record